Columba livia (rock pigeon) is the source of this 3253-nucleotide messenger RNA. RefSeq names its product fibronectin type III domain containing 10 (gene FNDC10). Lineage: Eukaryota; Metazoa; Chordata; Aves; Columbiformes; Columbidae. The coding region runs from base 424 to 1089 and encodes 221 amino acids. The record is from RefSeq and is a predicted model, not a curated record. The transcript has a single exon.
AAUGCUUGUGUCUACUACAAAAACUAGAACUGCGCACUGUGUAAAACCUUAUCCAAACACAAAGAAACCCCACUUUUUGUGUGGAAUGAAAUCUGCAGCUCAGAAAAGGCAGGAGUUAAAGCAUUUUGUUUCAUUUUAACUGUUCAAAGCGUCCCCAAACGAGGUUGAGGACGCGGCUGCCCCCAGCAGCGCAGGCACGGGGGGGUCGGGGCCGCCCGCUGCUGCGUGGUCGCGGGUUCGCGUCCUGCGUGCGGCUGCCCAGCGCGGCGGGUGCUCCGCAGCCCAGCGAGAGUUAACGGCGGAGCCGCCUCUCCAUUGGCGGCCGGCGGAGCGGCUGCGGUGCCCGCGUUUAUAACCGCCGGCCGGGACGCCGCAGCCCCUCCGCCGGCACCGCGGGCUCGGCUCCAUGCCGCGGCGGCCGGCAUGCCCAGCCUGCUGCCGCCCUUCCUCGCCCUGCUCUGCUUCGGGCCGCCGGCGCCCGCCCUGAGGGCUCCGCGCCGGGUCGAGCCGGGGCCCGAGGCGGCGGAGGAGCCGUGGUGCCCGUACAAGGUGGCGGCGGCGGAGGGCGCGGCGAACGGGCGGCUCUGCUUCCGCACGCCGGCCCGCGGCUUCCAGUGCGCGGCUCGCUCCUGCCGCGCCCACCGCUCCCCGGGCGGCGCGUUCGUGGCCAACGUCCUGCGCAACGGCAGCGUGCUGCUGCAGUGGGGGCUGCUGCACUGGGGGCCGCCGCGCCCCUCCGCCGGCCUCCGCGGCUUCGCGCUCAACUGCUCCUGGGACGGCACCUACACGCGUUUCCCCUGCGACAGCGUGGAGCUGGGCGCCGCCUGUCGCGACUACCUGCUGCCCGAGGCGCACGGCAGCGUCCGCUACCGCCUGUGCCUGCAGCCGCGCUACGCGCCGCCGCGCCCCGCGCCGCCCGCGCAGUGCGUGGAGUUCCGCGUGGAACCGGCCGCCAUGCGGGACAUCGUCGUCGCCAUGACGGCCGUGGGGGGCUCCAUCUGCGUCAUGCUCGUCUUCAUCUGCCUCCUGGUCGCCUACAUCACCGAGAACCUCAUGAGCCCGGCCCUGGCCGCUCCGCGCCGCGCUUAAGCUCCCGCGCUGCCCGGGCGGGGAGGAUGCUCCGGCCGCCGGCCCGGGAUGCAGCGGCUGCCGGUUCUGCCGGUUCUCUCGCCAAACCGCUUCUCGCAGCACCCGGCACCGUCCUUCCGGCUCUUUCAGAGGAGAGGUUUAUCUCUUUUUCAGGUUUUCCAAACUGUUCUGGCAGCGGUUCGGCCUCGUUUGAAGUGUCGGGUGUCCUGGGUUUGCUUUUCCCAAACUUCCCAGGAUUUUUUAUUCUUUUUCUCAGUAUUUGGAGCUCUGCCUCCUAGGGUGGCUUUUCAGCGGGAGCCAUACGUGGUUACUGAUCUCUAGCGGAUUAAAAGUAAAUAAUGGCAAAGGUCCACAAGUGCCAGAAAAAUGUCUGUUUUUAAAAGCAAGUGACAGAUCUUACAGAGGCCUGUUUCGGAAGACUCUCCAGAACACCUGUAUUUUAAGCCUAUGCCUAAAUCCUCUUGCUCUUAGACAAUGCUUGAAUUUUUUUCCUGGGGGGAAACAUUGUUUAAAGUCUAUGAGAACGGACCAGUGGAACCACAAGACCUGUAGCUAAGUGUAUGUUGAUCCAAAGCCCACCUAAAUCUUGUGACUUAAGUGGGUUUUGUAUCGUGCCUUAUGCCAUUUACAGAUUCCUGGACCCAGGCUGGCCACUGUCCAAAACAACAGGGGUUUCCUGGUCCGCUCGAGUGACCAUCAGCAUCCUACGCCGGUUAAACUUGCUUUUUUCUCCCUUUAGAACUGUCUUAUCGGUAGUUUCCACAAAGAGCAAUGCUAUAGGGACGAACUUAGUUUGAGAAUUCCCUUUUGUUGUGCAAGUAUGAACUGAUCCUUAAUUAAAAAAUAAGUACGAUGUAAUUGAGCACCACCACUACCCUCUGAAGUCCCAUCCUUUAGGAAUGCUGUGUGCAGCUACACAAAGGGAAAUGCAUCUUAAACACAGUUCACUAAUGUUGUAGCCGAGUGUUUUGAGCAUAGGAACACUCCUCGUAACUGCUCACUCUAUGCUGUAGUAAGUCAGGUUUUAGCCAUAUUCUAGUAUUAAUUCUAUUGUGCCUUAGUGCUGCGAAUUUGUUCCAUUUAUAUUGGUGUAUCUGUCCUGUAGUCCUCAUAGACAACUGUAUCUUCCCUGGUGUUUUUGUCUCUGAACUAGUGGUUGUUGCUUUGUUUGUUCAGUUGGUUUUUUAAACAAACUUAGGUUGAUCCUUACUUGAACUUUAGUAUAGACACAGAAUAGAGUCAGUUACCACCUGAGAGGUAUUUACUUAGUGAGCUAGUUCUUAUUUAGUGUUGUUUGUAGGUAGUUGACUGCUGUAACAGAAAAAUCACUUUCCCUCACUUAAACUGAGCACCUAAAGCAAAAGUAGGGGAACAGCUCUUCUGCAAAGGGGCAUCGUUAUUAAAAUAUGUCAGUGUCAUUUGUGAGCUGUUUGGGUAAAUGUUUAUCACUGAUGAAUGACCCGGAUAUUUUUCUUUGUAGAAGUAGUUUGUGAAGUAUAAACUUGUUAGUAGAGGGUAAAUAUAGAAAGCAUAUUGAAUCCUUAAUGAUUUGUACCAAUCAUAAUCCCUUCAGUUAUUUGAGAGCGGCUGAGAAACCGAAGGUGUGUGUUUCAUCAGGCAGAAAUACCUUUUAUUCUUGCUGUGUUUCCUUUCUCCUGUGCAGCUGACUCUAAAUGUAAGUGUUCUCUUUUGAUCAGCUCGCCUAUGUACCCGAUUUCAGCGGCCUGACCAUAUCUAGCACCGCAGCAACAGAAAGAUGGUGUCAUUCAUUGCUACUGAAGGACAAUGUCAUAAUUUUUCUUGGUUUUUAAUCCCUAAGGAGAUUGACUGCUCGAAGAAAACACAACCAGUUCUUAAGAACAGUACGACUAAUUGUACCUAGUGGUUUAGUUCAGUGAAUUUAAAUGCAGAUGAAAUUUGGGUCAAAGGUGUUCUCAAGGUUUCCCGUCAGUGUUUCCUGUAGCCCAUUCUGCACAGGACUGUUGGAGUGGCGCUGAUUCUGUACAUCUCUGUCAGCUUCUGUCAACCAGUGUUACCGUUUUGUUCUUCAUCUCGUCGUGAAUCGCCAGAUGUGAAAAUUAAGUGUAUAAAUAAUGAGCCCUGUACCACUUUGGCAUUGACCUUAAUAAAUUAAGAAAAUAAUGAAAUUAAAAUGUCACAAAUA